Trichomonas vaginalis G3 is the source of this 1200-nucleotide messenger RNA. Its product is annotated as armadillo (ARM) repeat-containing protein family. The coding region runs from base 1 to 1200 and encodes 399 amino acids. The record is from RefSeq and is a predicted model, not a curated record. Lineage: Eukaryota; Parabasalia; Trichomonadida; Trichomonadidae. The transcript has a single exon.
AUGGAAUAUAAAGAAGGUCAAGAAAAUCAUAAAUGUGAUGAAGCCUAUCCAAUACUUGAUAACGAAAAGGAAUUAAAGGCAUAUGAUAAUUUAAAAAAGGUCGUUGAAUGGUCUUUCAUUGAUAAAAAGCAAUUUUUAGAUCUUCCAUUCUAUUUACAGUCAUUAGAAGAAUUUCCAGAGGAUUACAUAUGCCAAGAAUCGCUCCUUAAAACAUUUGUCGAAUUAUAUAAUGAUGAAAAUCAACAAAUUUCACAAGCAGCAAUGAGAGUACUUAUAUACAUAAUGGAACAUGCAUCAGAUGAAACAAACUUAGAAAUUGUUGAUCUCUCGAACAUCAAAGAGAAAACACUGUCUUAUUUGGAUUUAAUUAACUCAGACCAACUAAAAAUUGAUAUAAUUAGACUUGUUACAUGUAUUUGCACAAUAGACUCAGACUAUUUUGAUUAUUUUGGUCCAUUUUUUGAGCAAGAAUUAAAAACUCAAAACAAACAACUCUUUUCAGUUUUAAUACACCAAAUUUAUAAACUCAUACAGAGAACCGAAAACAGUAUGGUUGUUGAAAUACUUCAAUUAACUAAAUUCCCAACCGGUAUCAAUGAUUUAGAUAUAAUACUUUUUAAAUGUCAUCAAAUUCUAGCAAAGCAAGAUAUAUUCAUUUUAGAUAUUGAUAAGCUAUUUUCAGAUGACUUUUCUCCAUAUAACAAACAAGUUCUUUUACUAUUGCUAGAAUUAGCAUCUGAUAACGAUGAUUUCUGUGGAUUGUUAGCUGGAAAACAAAUUGUUCUUCAAGGUUUGAUUGAAUCAAACAAUUUAUUAUUAUCUCUUGCUCUCUUACUUCUCAUUGCUGGAUCGCCAUGGGGAAACAAAUUACUUCCAUAUAUGGAUAGAUUUAUUGAUUUGUAUAGAAGUUCAGAAUUUAAUAUUAAAAUUUCAACAUUAAAAGUCAUAUUACAAAUAAUAAUGACUACAAAUUGCCAGAAUAUGACAGAUGAUCUGUUUGGUAUCAUUGAAGAAUCACUUACUUAUGAAAACCAUGAUAUCUUAAUGCUUAGCUUGAUAUCAUUGAUAAAACUUAGGUAUUUUACUGAAGAAUGCAUACAUAAUGCUUCGGAAUUAUUACAAUCAGAUGACAAUGAAGUUUAUCAGCAUGCAAGCUAUUAUUUGAAGUUAUAUGAUGAUUUGCAAAAAUCACAAAAAUAA